Messenger RNA from Rhagoletis zephyria (snowberry fruit fly), 5834 nucleotides. RefSeq names its product low-density lipoprotein receptor-related protein-like. The record is from RefSeq and is a predicted model, not a curated record. Gene Ontology annotation, cellular component: plasma membrane. Gene Ontology annotation, molecular function: protein binding. Lineage: Eukaryota; Metazoa; Arthropoda; Insecta; Diptera; Tephritidae.
CCCAUUUCCACACUCCACAUUUCGCUAUCAGCUGUUGCUUGUCGCUCGUUAUGUUUUUUUUUUUUUUUUGAGAAAUUUUGUUGUUGCAGCCGGCGUUUGACACGUUGUUGUUGCUGCUAACCGCUGUUGCGGUCGAUAUCUCCAUCGCCGACGACGCCAGUGACGCUUUUUUUUAUAGGUUUUUGUGUUUCUUUUUUUAUAAGCCAUAUCGACAAAUAUUGCUGUUGUCGUGAUUGCGCUAACUGCUGACUUGAGUUGACUUUUCGCUUCGUUUUCGUCGCGUCGCGUCAUUCUGUCGUUCUGCGGUCUUACCCGGUUGUUGUCACUGACGUCUUUGCUAUUGUUGUUGCAUGCUCACAGUGCUGCUACUGUUGCGCCGUAGCCGUAGCCGUCGCCGCUUUUUGCCUGCAAUUGCUUGCCUUGCUAUUGCUUGCCUCACCACAAUCAGUCUGUGGAUGGAUGUCGUCGCCGUCGUCUGACAAUUUUUGGGUCUGCCAGAAAAAGCUCCUCAACGCGCGCACACAGCCAAACAGACGCACACAAGUGCGCACGCCAACAUAUCGGCACACACUAGGCAACAAACACGCGCGUCUUUGUACGCUCUUCUCGGCUGCUCGUGUGCGGGUUUUACGUGAAUUACUUACGUGCGUCCGUUGCCGCUCUGGUGCGGUGCUAUCACUACACGUCAGUGUUUCUUCACAAGUGCCAUACAGAAAACCAAAUUAAAUGAUUUGUAAAAACGAAAAUUAAAUGUUUUACUAUUUAAAAAUUUAGUUUUUGCAGUCAUAAACAAACAAAAAAUCAGAAAAACCCAAGGAAAAAACUAGCAAAAGUUAUUAGCACGUCGCGCCAACUUUUAUUUAUUGCAAUUUUUAGUUUGCAUAAUAAUUUUUUUGAAUUUGUCAAAAUUUCACUUGGCGUUGACAUUAAAUUUUCCAAGUGCAACAACACAGCGACGUACAACCUACCGCAGACAGACGACGGCGAGUGCCAAGAUGGGGUCUCAUGUACCCCAAAGCGGCGCAUCCACGAGGCGAGCGCCAUGGAAUGCCUCGAUGAUCUUCAAAGUGGUGGCCAUGCUGCUGAUAUUGCAUGCCACAUGCGGCACCGACCACACGGCAACAGCUAAGCAACUUAACAAUGCCGACUUCACCAUCGACGACACCUUCGACAUUGACCAGUUUGAUGAAACACCCGCCACCAACGUCGCCGCUGCCAGUUCAAAUGUGGCAGUGGCACGCAGCACGCGCGAUCUCGACUCCCAAUCUCUGCUCGAGGACGAACUACAGCCGGUCGCGGCCGAGGAGGAUGCCGACGCCGACAGUUGGUUGAUACAGGGUGUCAAGCGUGUGCGUCGCGAGCUUAGCCGCAUCUUCGGCAAGGCGGAGGACAAGUCAGCCAAGCAUUCGCAUCACCGACGCGGCCCUGGCGAAGGCGGCAAGGAAGCGCACAACAAGCAUUCGAAGCACAAGGCGCACAGCGCUGGUGAAGGCAAGAAGCAUCGCAACAAGCUUCAGCUGCGUGGCAAGCACCGCGCCGGAAAACUGUUACUCCAACGCCAACAGUCAGCGCAGGAUAUUGAGCACGAGGCGCCAGAGCAUGUAGGAACGGCGAAGCAGCAGAAGAAGCUGGCGAAAAAACACUCGAAACGACAGAGCGACUACGAUGGUUCCGGUGAUGGUGAUGAGGAUUUCGGUGCCGCGCCUAUGGCAUUGUGGCGCACACGAUUCAUCAUCAACGAGCCAUGGAAAAUUGCCUAUUCCGACCAAAAGAGCACCGAAUUUCUCGAACUGCACCGCCAAUUGGAGAUCUCUUUCCGCGAACUCUUCCAUGGCACACACAAUGAUGAGGACCUUGACAUCAGCCCGACCUUGCUGGCCGUACUUCCACACAAUGACAGCUACAAAAUCUAUGUGAUCGUGCAGCUGGAACUGCCCGAAGAGGUCACAGAUUUCGGAGAAGUGUUUGCCAAUCAAAUUGCUCGCUACCAUCGUUUGGGCAGCUUGGGCGCCGACACUGACAGUCGCUACUAUUUCAGACUUGUUCGCGACAUCAGUGAGCCAAUCGAUUACGAGUAUGAGCGCGAAAAUGGCGGCGAGUUUAAUGCAGAAGACAACGGUGCCGAUGGCGGUUUCGGGGCUGAGGAAGAAGAAGACAACGGUGUUAUCGAUGAGGCCACACCCGCGUACCAGUACGAUUGUGAUCACAACCCGAAUGGCCAAUUCCAGUGCUCAGAUGGUUCACUUAUAGCUUGCACUGAACACUGCAACCGCUACCCCGAUUGUGCGGAUGGCUCUGACGAAGACGCCGAUUUAUGUGGCCCGAUCUAUGAGGAAGAAGAUCGCCGUCAGGCAGAACAAGAUGCGCGUCAGCGUGCCGAAGAAGAGGAACGAAGACGAGAUGAGGAGCAUCGCCGAGCUUUAGAGGCAGAAGCACGCCGUCACGCUGAGGAAGAAGAUGAAGCGUUACGUUUGGCGGAACGAGAAGAAGAUGAGCGCCGACGUGCAGAAGAGGAACAUCGUCGUCGCUUAGAACAAUUAGACGAAGAACGCCGACGCGUCGAAGCCGAGCAAGGCGAAAGUAUCAAUUCAGUACAGCCAACCAAAGAUGAUGAUGCGGAUGAACUAGAAGAAGAGGAGCGCCGUAGGGCUGAACAAGAGGAAGAAGAGCGGCAUCGCGCUGAACAAGAAGAACAGGAGCGCCUUCGUGCCGAGCAAGAGGAAGAAGAAGAGCGACGUCGCGCUGAACAAGAAGAACAGGAGCGCCGCCGUGGCGAGCAAGAGGAAGAAGAGCGACGUCGCGCUGAGUAUGAAGAGCGUCGUCGUGCUGAGGAUGAACGUCUACGUGCUGAAGAAGAAGAAGCUGAACGCCGUCGCGCUGAAUACGAAAGUGGCCGAGACAACUACAACGUCAUACAACCAUGGCAGCCCCAACCCACCGAAGAACCCGAAGACGUUUCUCAUGUCACACCAGACUUUGAUGAGGGUUCUGGCGACAAUGGGCCUGGCAUAUCGACCGAUCGUUCCACGCUCUUCACACCGUUCGGUUGCCGUGGUGACGCUUCAUUCACCUGCUCUGAAAGCGGUGUGCAGAUCUGUGACGAGCAGCGCUGUGACGACCACGAAGACUGUCCCGACGGAGAAGACGAAGUUGGCUGCUCAGAGGAUGAACCUGUCGAUGGAGGCGAAGGCGAGGGCGAUGAAUAUGAAAAGGUUUGUGCUGAAUACGAAUUUAAAUGUGAUGAACGUUGUUUGCCCCGUGAAUACCUGUGUAAUGGCGCACGUGAAUGUCUCGACGGCAGCGAUGAGGCGAACUGCCCGACAGAGGAAGAACAGGAAUGCUUACCAAAUGAGUACAGAUGUCGUGCCGGCAACUGCAUUGACAAUGCGCGUCGCUGUGAUCACGUGCGUGACUGUCCCGAUGGCGAUGAUGAAGACGCUAGCUGCCUUAUCGGUUGUCGCGACGACGAGUACCUCUGCAAGAAUUCUGAACAGUGCAUCAGCAGCACGAAGGUGUGCGAUCGUAUCACCGAUUGUGUAGGCGGCGACGAUGAGGAUCAGUGUGAAGGCAGUGGUGAGUCUGGCUGCAGUUACAAUGAAUUCCAAUGCGACAAUGGUCAGUGCAUACCGAUGCGUGAGUUAUGCGAUAAUAUCUAUGAUUGUGUUGAUUAUUCAGAUGAAAAGGACUGUGAGGUAGAGGACAUUGAACGCAACAUAUUCGAUGAGGAUGAAAUAAUACGCGAAUACGCGCCACACGAACGAAAGCCACCGACCACAGAGGGUCCCACGCUGGAGGGCCUGGACGCGCAGGAGUACUACCUCUUCCAUUCGAAUAUGUACCAGAAGGCGAACGCACGGAAUCCCUGCAAUGAUCAGCAAUUCAAGUGCGGCAACAACGUUUGCAUACCGUUACAUCUGCGCUGCGAUGGCUUUUACCACUGCAACGACAUGACGGACGAGUAUGGCUGCGAUCAGUACAAUGCCAGUAAGCGGCGCACCACAGCGCCACCUUCGAACCUCGUACGCACGACGCAGGCUGCACAGGUGUUGCCUUGGUGGCGCACCACAGCUGCUACGACAGCAGCGCCCACGACAACGGCGGGGACGACGACAACGCGCAGCCCGUGGAUCGCAACGCCGACGCACGUUGUUAGCACUGUAGCGCCCAGCUACAACAACACUUGCCUCGAAAAUAUCGAAUUUACGUGCCAAAAUGGCGAUUGCAUACCGAUCGAGAGCGUUUGCGACGGCACUGCCGAUUGUACGCGCCGCGAAGACGAAGACUACAAUUUGUGCACCUGCAGCAGCGACAAGUGGAAAUGUUUGCGCGGCGGCGGUUGCAUACCAAAAACGCAGGUCUGCGAUGGCAAACGGCAGUGCAAGGAUGGCAGCGACGAGAGUAUUUGCCAUUUCGAACCGGAUCCAGCGCUCAGUGAAUGCGAUAUUUAUGAAUUCGAAUGCGACUACUCGCAGUGCAUACCGAUCGAUAAGCGCUGCGACGGUUAUCCGGAUUGCAAUGAUGAGACUGAUGAAUACGAUUGCCCGCCGUUUACAGAGCAUUGCCAUGACAACGAAUUCGAAUGCGAUCAGAAUUAUUGCAUACUCCGCGAUCAACAAUGUAACGGUGUUGCCAAUUGCAAUGAUGGAACCGACGAGCAAAAUUGCACUCACUGUCGCGAUAAUGCUUUUCUCUGCAACACUGGCGAAUGCAUUUUGCCUAAACUGCGAUGCAAUGGCCAGGCCGAUUGCGUCGAUGCCAGCGAUGAGUUAAACUGCGCACGACCGGGCAAUGCGCGACCACCACCACGACCGCCAGCGCCGGCGCCAACAAAACCAACGAGGAUCGACUGCCCGCCACUGCAAUUCCGCUGCAACGGCACCUGCGUCGACUGGAGUCUGCAAUGUGACGGCAAAGUCGACUGCGACGACGAGUUCGACGAACGCGAUUGCGAUGUACAUGAGAACGAAAUAACAUUGCCCAUAUCGAAUAGGACUUGCCUCUCCUACCAGUGGCAAUGCGACAACGCUCAGUGCAUUAACAAAGAUUAUCUCUGCGACGGGCACGACGAUUGCACCGACGGAUCAGAUGAGACGCGCAGACAGUGCCGAAAAGAGGAAGCCAUUCGUCACUCACCCGAAGACUGUUCGUCGGAUCAAUUCUUCUGCGACGAUGAGUGUCGGCACGGAUCGAUACGUUGUAACGGUUAUAGCGAUUGUACCGACGGCAGCGAUGAGAUAAACUGUUUGUCCUAUCCGCCAACACGACGACCGGUGCCCAUCUACCCAUGCCCCAUACAUACCUGCCCGAAUGGCAAAUGCUACUCGGAGAGCGAACGUUGCGAUGGUUCGCGCGACUGCGACGAUGGCGCUGAUGAGGCAAAUUGCUGUGCUGCCAAUCAGUUCCGCUGCCGCAAUGGCGAUUGUGUCUCUGGCAGCGCUCAUUGCAAUGGUUACCGUGACUGCCGUGACGGCUCGGACGAAGAAGACUGCUCGGAACCCAACUACGACGUGGGACGCACUUGCUCGGUUUCGCAGUUCCGUUGCAACAACGGACAGUGUAUCAAUGCGGCGGCGCGUUGUGAUGGCUAUACCGAUUGUGCAGACAGCUCAGAUGAACUUUCGUGCAGAGUUCCUGACACAUCAUCAAACCCACAACUGAACCUGAAGACCUAUCCUGACAGCCAAAUCAUCAAAGAAAGUCGUGAAGUCAUCUUCCGUUGUCGUGACGAAGGUCCAGUGCGCGCUCGUGUCAAGUGGACCCGCCCUGGUGGUCGGCCGCUUCCAAUCGGCUCGCGUGAUAACGGGGACGGCCGUCUGGAGAUUCCGAACAUUCGC